CGAAAAAUUAACAGCAGUGCAAUGUGCCACCAGCAGCAGUGAUACUCGAAACAGAUCAUCGACCUGUCAUCACCUCGCCACGCGAGUGUCUGUGCAGCAGCACUUCUGUUCCUUUGAGCUCUCAGAAUCGCACUAGCAGCCUUACAAAAACAUCCAGGGACUGCAGGCUGUAAGAUCAGAGAGAAGGAUGGGGUCACUGUUUGGCUGCCUGGCUUGGCUCCUCAUCCUAAGCUUCACCACUAGUGCGUUAAGUCUCAACCCUGAUGACCCAAAUGUCUGCAGCCACUGGGAGAGCUAUGCAGUGACUGUCCAGGAGUCCUAUGCUCACCCAUUUGACCAGAUCUAUUACACCAGAUGUACAGACAUCCUUAAUUGGUUUAAAUGCACCAGACAUAGGAUCAGCUAUAAGACAGCUUACCGGCGGGGAGUGAGGACCAUGUAUAGGCGCCGCUCACAGUGUUGCCCUGGUUACUUUGAAAGCGGAGACUUGUGUGUUCCUCUGUGCACAGAGGAGUGCGUACACGGCCGCUGCGUCUCUCCUGAUACAUGCCAAUGUGAGCCUGGGUGGGGCGGACUGGACUGCUCCAGUGCAAGCACAGCCAAUGGAACAGGCUGUGAGAGUGACUACUGGGGACCUCACUGCAGUAAUCGUUGCCAGUGCCGAAAUGCAGCUAAAUGUAACCCUAUAACAGGAGCCUGUGUUUGCACCGACGGGUACCAAGGGUGGCGAUGUGAAGAUCCCUGCGAAAAUGGCUAUUAUGGCAAGGGUUGCCAAUUGCCCUGCCAGUGUCUCAAUGGUGCAACGUGUGACCAUGAAACAGGAGAGUGCAUCUGUGCACCAGGUUACACAGGAGCUUUCUGUGGGGAGCGGUGCCCCUCCGGCAGUCAUGGACCACAGUGUGAACAGCGCUGCCCCUGUCAGAAUGGAGGAACAUGUCAUCACAUUACCGGCGACUGUUCUUGCCCUGCUGGGUGGACGGGUUCAGUGUGCGCUCAGCCCUGCCCUCUGGGCAAGUAUGGCAUCAACUGCAGCAAAGACUGUUCGUGUCGCAAUGGCGGACUGUGUGACCAUGUGACAGGAAAGUGCCAGUGUGCAGCUGGAUUCAGCGGACGCAGAUGUCAAGAGGACUGUCCUGUGGGCACCUACGGUCCACAGUGCAACCAUAGGUGUGAGUGCCAGAACGGUGCAAAGUGUCAUCACAUCAAUGGAGCAUGUCUGUGUGAAACAGGCUUUAAAGGCCCUAAUUGUCAAGAGAGAUUCUGCCCCCCGGGUCUUUAUGGCCUCAUCUGUGACAAGUAUUGCCCUUGUAAUACCACAAACACUGUCAGCUGCCAUCCACUAUCUGGUGAAUGCACAUGUUCACCAGGAUGGACAGGACUUUACUGCAAUGAGACCUGCCCUCCUGGGUUCUACGGAGAAGGAUGCUAUCUGUCUUGUAGCUGCACCAACGGAGCAGACUGUCAUCCUGUCACAGGCGUCUGUACCUGUGCCCCUGGCUUCAUG
Messenger RNA from Cyprinodon variegatus (sheepshead minnow), 1504 nucleotides. Its product is annotated as multiple epidermal growth factor-like domains protein 11. Gene Ontology annotation, molecular function: protein binding. The annotation marks the transcript as partial. The record is from RefSeq and is a predicted model, not a curated record. The transcript is spliced from 12 exons. Gene Ontology annotation, cellular component: membrane. NCBI's taxonomy places the organism in Eukaryota, Metazoa, Chordata, Actinopteri, Cyprinodontiformes, Cyprinodontidae.